CGUUCAUCUUUCAACGAUUAUCAUUAUGGUUUCCCUGAUAGGAAGCAAAGCCUUACUGGCCUUCACCAACUUCCUCCUCUUGGCUUGCGGAUGCGUUUUAAUCACAGGCGGCUCAGUGAUCCUACUGGAUCCAGGAAGAGUGCUUCUCUCGAGAUUGUUAUCUCAAGGUCCUCUCACCACCCUCCCCCAUCCGCUACUCUAUUACCUCGCUGUAGGCUUCGCAUUGGCCGGAUUGAUCCUGGCGUGCGCCGGAGUCCUCGGAUGUUGGGCCUCGUGCCUCUACAGCUUCUGCACGCUGACUAUUUAUUUCCUUUUGGUCCUGUUGGUGCUGGUGGCCGAAAGCGCUCUGUACGGGAUCGCCUGGAUCUGGCCGCAGUGUCUGGGUUUGGGCAUCGUCCCCGAGGAGCUGGUCAGAGUCCUUCAGGCCAACUACGGCGUGGCCGGACAAGAGCAGUUCACGGCCGCCAUCGAUCUUGCACAGACACUGUUCAGCUGUUGCGGCAUCACGAGUGGCGGCGAGUACGACACUUCCAGUUGGCGUUUGGAGUCGUUGGGUCCACGGCUGAAAGUCCCUCUCACUUGCUGCAAAUUGGACAACCUUCAUCAUCCCUCCGCCUAUUUGGAUCCGAGACCCAUCAACACGAGCCUCUGUCAAGCGGUUGAAGUGGAGCAGCAGCAAGGUUUCAGACACUCUGAUGGUUGUUCGUUGCAUUUAGAAGAUUGGUUCAAGCAGCAGUACAUCAUCUUUCUGAUCAUCGGUUUGGUGAUGGUUCUGAUCGAGUUCGUGGUUCUCCUGAGCACGAUACUCGCUUGCACCAGACUCUACAAGCAUAGGCACAACAUGAAGAAUCGUCAGCAGAGUAUGGAAAUGGUGGAAGAGGAAGCGCCGAAAAGGAACGUCGGCGACAGCAUCUACUUGAGCACGCGAAGUCGCGAACCUUUCAGCUACAGCAAUCACGCCUACACCAUGACGAACAGCUUCCGCCGCAACUAUCACCUCUCCGAGAAGGCAUGAUGGUUGCUGUUGCGGGGUCUGUGCGCCCCCAAAAGGACGUACGAGGUGGAAUCAAUGCUCUGGUAGUCGUGAUGCGUGCGGUGUGGCGGCACAGGUGCAACAUCUACGCAUGAAUAGCCACUUCACAAAAAACGAACCGUUACGUGUAAUUUUACCUCCCCAUCUCUAAAUACUACAUUUUUGUUGUCCACUGACUGCAUUAAAGAAAAA
Messenger RNA from Nicrophorus vespilloides, 1225 nucleotides. Its product is annotated as tetraspanin-11. Bases 26 to 1015 code for a protein of 329 amino acids. The record is from RefSeq and is a predicted model, not a curated record. The transcript is spliced from 6 exons. Lineage: Eukaryota; Metazoa; Arthropoda; Insecta; Coleoptera; Silphidae. Gene Ontology annotation, cellular component: membrane.